UGUACCUAUGUGUGUGUGUGUGUGUGUGUGAGGGCCAGUUGUGUGAAGCCCAAAUGGAGAGAAAAGCUGCUGGCUGGCUGGCUGUUAAAUAAAGCAGCGUGCCAGAAGAGAAGGAAUGAGAGAGAGACAGACAGACAGACAGAGAGAGAGAGAGAGAGAGAGAGAGAGACGGGGGGGAGAGAAGGGAGGCAGGGCAGUGAGGGAGAGGAAAGAGCGAGAGAUUUAUUUCCACAGCUGAGCUCUUCCCUGUGAAUGGAUCUAGAAGAAUCAGUCAGUCAGUCAGCCAGCCAGUCAGUCAGCCAGCAAGUCAGACAAAAUACAAAAUAACGAGUGCGGUAUUAGAAGGAGAGAACCAAACGGGGAAGCACCUUAAAGGGAGACAGAGGUGAAGCAGCGACAGCAGGGAGAAAGCGAAGUGUCCCGGCCGGAGUGUCGUCAUGGAUACCUUGGCUCUAGAGGCGUCCAGCCCCAAGAAGAACGGGGGCCCGGCGCCUGGCCCGGCGCAGGCCGCGGCCCCCAGCAAACGCAAGCCUGCCAAGAAAACUAAGAAAGCUGUUGUGUUCUUUGAGGUGGAGAUCCUGGAUGCCAAGACCAAGGACAAGCUCUGCUUCCUGGACAAGGUAGAGCCAAAUGCCACAAUCGGGGAGAUCAAGUCCAUGUUCCACAAGAGCCAUCCAGAGUGGUACCCUGCAAGACAGUCCAUCCGCCUGGACUCCAAGGGGAAGUCUUUAAAGGAUGAGGACGUCCUCCAGCACCUCCCGGUGGGAACCACGGCAACCUUCUACUUCAGAGACCUGGGAGCCCAGAUCAGCUGGGUCACUGUGUUCCUGACCGAGUACGCUGGUCCCCUCCUCCUCUAUCUCAUGUUCUACUUCCGGGUUCCCUUCAUCUACGCCCCCAAAUACGACUUUACCACCAGCAAACACUGGGUCGUGCACCUGGCCUGUAUGUGUCACUCCUUCCACUAUGUGAAGAGACUACUGGAGACUCUGUUUGUCCAUCGCUUCUCCCACGGAACCAUGCCGCUACGCAACAUCUUCAAGAACUGUACAUACUACUGGGGCUUUGCUGCUUGGAUGGCUUACUACAUCAACCAUCCCUUAUACACACCUCCUAUAUACGGUGAACAGCAAGUGAGGAUGGCCCUCAUCAUCUUCCUGUUCUGUCAGAUCGGCAACUUCUCGAUCCACAUCGCCCUCCGCAACCUGCGCCCGCCAGGCUCCAAGACCAGGAAGAUCCCGUACCCCACCAAGAACCCCUUCACCUGGGUGUUCCUGCUGGUCUCCUGCCCCAACUACACCUACGAGCUGGGGUCGUGGCUGGGCUUCACGGUGAUGACCCAGUGUGCUCCCGUGGCUUUCUUCACCCUGGUGGGCUUCAUCCAGAUGACCGUGUGGGCCAAGGGCAAGCACCGCAGUUACCUCAAGGAGUUCAGAGACUACCCCUCCCUCCGCUCCCCUAUCGUCCCCUUCAUCCUCUAACUACCCCUCCCUCCCUCAUCCUCUAACUAUCCCUCCCUCCCUCAUCCUCUAACUACCCCUCCCUUCCCCAUUCAUCCUCUAACUACCCCUCCCUCCUCCCUUCAUCCAACAACUACCCCUCCCUCAUCCUCUACCCCUCCCUCCCUCCGCUCUCCCUCCACCCUCCCCUUAACCCCGUUCUGCGAUGCUCUCCCCUCCUCCAGCCCCUCAGCUUUACGCUACACUGGAUUCAGUUGCAUUGUGAGACCCCAUGGAACCCAUUCAUUCAAAAUUGGAAUGUUGACAAACAGUUUGGCUGUUCCAUCCUUGGAACUUUAAUUUUGUUGGUGUAAUUUAUUAAUAAAAAGGUUAACCAAAA
This is a messenger RNA of Osmerus eperlanus (European smelt), 1839 nucleotides long. RefSeq names its product trans-2,3-enoyl-CoA reductase b (gene tecrb). The transcript is spliced from 11 exons. The record is from RefSeq and is a predicted model, not a curated record. Lineage: Eukaryota; Metazoa; Chordata; Actinopteri; Osmeriformes; Osmeridae. Gene Ontology annotation, molecular function: oxidoreductase activity, acting on the CH-CH group of donors. Gene Ontology annotation, biological process: very long-chain fatty acid biosynthetic process. The coding region runs from base 438 to 1481 and encodes 347 amino acids.